UGACCCGUGGCCUCCCCUCUCCCUCGGCAGAGAUGUACCAGUUCAGCGUGCCGGAGAGCACCCCGGUGGGCAUGGUGGUCGGGAGAGUGAAGGCGGAGGACUCGGACGUGGGGGAGAACACAGACAUGACCUACCAGCUCAGACAGGAGGGGGUGCAGCUGUUUAAAGUCACCACAGACAGCAACACCCAGGAGGCGAUCCUCACGGUGCAGAAGCCCCUGGACUACGAGGCCCAGGCGUUCCACACGGUGGUGGUGGAGGCCCUGAACAAGUUCGUGGACCCACGGUUCGUGGACCUGGGCACGUUCCGAGACCAGACCAUCGUGCGGGUCUCUGUGCUGGACGUGGACGAACCCCCGGAGUUCCGGCCUCCCUCCCAGCUCAUGGAAGUGCAGGAGGAUGCCGGCGUUGGCUCCGUGGUGGGCGUGGUCACGGCGCUGGACCCCGACGCUGCAAACAGCCCUGUCCGGUACGCCAUCGAUCGCAGCACCGACCUGGAGAGGAUCUUUGACGUUGAUGCUGACACAGGUGCCAUCGUGACAGGCCAGGCCCUGGACCGGGAGACGGCAGGGUGGCACAACAUCACGGUGCUGGCCAUGGAAGCAGGGGCCAGGAGCAUUCCCGGGCCAGGCUCUCUCCCGGCGGCUGGCAGGAAGCCCGCGAAUUUCUCCCGGUAAGUUGGGUGGUGUCGCUGCUUGGGAGGCGCCGGGUCCUGGUGCCUUCUGAGCGUGCGGGGGUGACGGACGGUUGUCGAGGGCGCGGGCGAGGGAGACACGGCGGGAUUUGCCCUGUCGUUCGCAAGGAGCUUGGGGCCGAUGAUUUUCUCCGGGUUUUGUGGAUGUUUCCUGCCCUCGGCGAAUUCCCUUCCCUGCUGUUGGGCCAGCUCUGCCCUCGCCCUGCCCAGCGCUUCCCAGGGGAGGACACCGACGUUACAAAAGCUGCUCUUCAAAAGGCGGAAGAGCCAGCAGGGAAGCAGAAGGCCAAGCGGCCCGUUAGCGUCUGUGGAGUCUGAGCUCCUCGCCAGGGCGGCUGGCGGGAGAG
This is a messenger RNA of Pelodiscus sinensis (Chinese soft-shelled turtle), 1041 nucleotides long. NCBI's taxonomy places the organism in Eukaryota, Metazoa, Chordata, Testudines, Trionychidae. The record is from RefSeq and is a predicted model, not a curated record.